AUGAGGAACAGACGAAGGCGAAUGAUGGUCAGAUAUCUUGUUUUUAUGAUCGCCUUGUUUUUGUUUGCAACCUGUUCUUUAUUAUCUCUUCAGUACAAUCAUAUUGCGAAUGAAAUGGAGAAAAAUGCAAAACCAUUUCUUGAUUUGUAUGGGCAUGAUCCUCCAAUUGUAUCGCCAGAUUAUGUAAAACUUGAUCAAAUUAAAGAAGCUUUCCGAUAUGCAUGGAAUAGCUAUAAAAGACUCUGUUGGGGCCAUGAUCUUCUAAAUCCUUCAACAGGAAAGUGCGAAGACACUUUGCACGGAGGAUUAACAAUAGUUGAUAGCUUGACUAGUCUUAUUCUGAUGAAUUUAACUGAAGAAUACAAAGAAGCGAGAAAUUUUGUCGAAACAAAAUUUUCAUUAAAAGGAACAUGGACUCCAUUUGAGUUUAUUAUUAGAUAUUUAGCAUCAUUUGAAUCUGCAUAUCAACUGACCAAUGACACUUUGUAUCUAGAGAAAGCACAGCUCUGCAUGGACUUAGUUUUUGAUUUGAUUGAUAAUAACGGAAAUUUCUAUGAUGUUUUUACAAUUACUAAUAGAGAUGGCGAGAUGAAAACAACAAGGAACUACGGAGAAACAACUCUUGCUCUGAUUGGCACUUUGCAAUUGGAAUUCCUAACAAUGACCGCCAUAACUAAAAACACAAGUUAUGUUGGCAAAGCAUUUUUAGCUUAUAGAAGAUUGUUCUCAAUGUAUUCGAAGUCAGGCUUCAUAUAUGACUUAAAUGAAUAUAAACCAGAUGGAUUUAUUAAGAUAGGAGAAGAAUCUGAUUCAUUCUACGAAUAUAUCCUGAAAACAUAUUUCUUGUCUGGUGGAAUAUCUUAUGAAUUGUUUAAUCGUCAUCUUAUGUUUAUGGAUGAUGUCAGAAAGAACCUUGUAAAUAUACAAGGAAACAUGGAUAUUUAUUAUAUAGGUACUAAUCUCAAGGGCAUAAGAUUCCCUCAUGCUUCUCACCUUUCUGCUUUCCUUCCUGGAAUGAUCACCAUGGGAACAAUCAUCGCAAAUUCUCAUGCAAGAGAUGAUUUUGAAUUGGCAACAAAUUUGGUCGAAGGAUAUGUGAAGACUGCGAAUUUGAUGAAGACUGGUUUGCUUCCUGAAGAGUUCGAAUAUAAAUAUGGAAAUAGAACUAAGAAAUAUGUAGAAUGCUCGAAUGCAAAUUAUCAUUUAAGACCUGAAGUUAUUGAAUCUAUUUAUUAUUUGUGGAAAAUGACAGGUGAUGAAAAGUAUAGAGAAUAUAAUUGGGAAUUCUUUAAGAAAAUUAAUACUACUUGCAGAAUGGAGAAUGGGUUUAGUCCAAUAUCAGAUGUAGAUGGUAAUUAUUCGUACAUCGGAAAUAUGGAAUCUUAUUUCUUCUCUGAAACUCUGAAAUACUUGUUUUUAACAUUUUCGGAUUCAUCAUAUAUGCCAAUGACUGAAUGGAUAUUCAAUACUGAAGGUCAUCCGUUCAAGAAAUGGAAUGAUCUCCAAAGAAGAGAUUACAGAGAUUUCAUGCUUUAA
This is a messenger RNA of Trichomonas vaginalis G3, 1536 nucleotides long. RefSeq names its product glycosyl hydrolase. Gene Ontology annotation, molecular function: mannosyl-oligosaccharide 1,2-alpha-mannosidase activity; calcium ion binding. NCBI's taxonomy places the organism in Eukaryota, Parabasalia, Trichomonadida, Trichomonadidae. The transcript has a single exon. Gene Ontology annotation, biological process: N-glycan processing; carbohydrate metabolic process. The record is from RefSeq and is a predicted model, not a curated record. The coding region runs from base 1 to 1536 and encodes 511 amino acids. Gene Ontology annotation, cellular component: endoplasmic reticulum; Golgi membrane.